Messenger RNA from Cryptosporidium muris RN66, 654 nucleotides. RefSeq names its product AhpC/TSA family protein. The transcript has 3 exons. Gene Ontology annotation, cellular component: cytosol. The coding region runs from base 1 to 654 and encodes 217 amino acids. Lineage: Eukaryota; Apicomplexa; Conoidasida; Eucoccidiorida; Cryptosporidiidae. The record is from RefSeq and is a predicted model, not a curated record. Gene Ontology annotation, biological process: cell redox homeostasis; response to oxidative stress; cellular response to stress. Gene Ontology annotation, molecular function: thioredoxin peroxidase activity.
AUGUUGCCAUUUAGGAGAUAUAUAUGUUCAAUAAUUGGAAGGGCUGCUCCAGACUUUACUGCGAAGUGUGUUAUGCCCAAUAAUGAUAUAAAGGAAGUCACUCUUUCUUCAUACUUUGACAAUAAUCAAGUAAAUAAAGAAUCUCUUAGUAAUGAGAAACUUAUCAAAAAUAAACAGAAUGGAAAAUUUGUGUGCCUUUUAUUUUAUCCACUAAACUUUACAUUUGUAUGCCCAACUGAAAUUAUUUCUUUUAGUAGAGCCUCACAAAAAUUUGAAGAAAGAAAUACACAAGUAUUAGGUAUUUCUGUAGACUCUGAAUAUAGCCAUUUAGCAUGGAGAAAUAUCAAGCCUUCUCAGGGGGGUAUUGGAAAUAUUUCUUUUCCAUUAAUAUCUGAUAUUGAUAAGACAAUUUCUAAACGUUAUGGUGUACUUUUCAAGAAUUCUAUUAGUUUAAGAGGAAUAUUUAUCAUUGAUAAUAAUGGUAUAGUUAGAUCUACAAUUAUUAACGAUUUACCUAUUGGAAGAAAUGUAGAAGAGGUUAUUAGGCUUAUUGAUGCUAUUCGUCAUCAUCAAAAAUAUGGUGAAGUAUGCCCAGAAGGGUGGCAAAUAGGUAAGCCUGCCUUUAUAGCUCAGGUAAGUCGUCUAUAUACCUAA